Molecule: messenger RNA, 1406 nt
Organism: Haemorhous mexicanus (house finch)
Lineage: Eukaryota; Metazoa; Chordata; Aves; Passeriformes; Fringillidae
Gene: CALU
Product: calumenin
Exons: 7
Coding region: 99-1046 (315 amino acids)
Cellular component (GO): endoplasmic reticulum
Molecular function (GO): calcium ion binding
Source: RefSeq, a predicted model, not a curated record
GGAGGGCGCGCGGGGGGCCGUGCGGCGUGGCGCGGCGCCGACUUCCGGUGCGCGGAGCGGCGGCGGCGGCAGCGGCGGCAGUGGGGACGGCCGGCACGAUGCGGUUCCCGCGGCUCCUGCUGUGCCUGGGCGUGUGGGCGCUGUGCGGCUCGGCCAAGCCCACGGAGCGCAAGGAGCGCGUGGUGCGUGAGGCCCCGCUCAGCGCCCGCGAGCACGACGACGCCCAGAGCUUCGACUACGACCACGACGCCUUCCUGGGCGCCGACGAGGCCAAGAGCUUCGACCAGCUCACCCCGGAGGAGAGCAAGGAGCGCCUGGGGAAGAUUGUAGGGAAAAUAGAUGAGGAUGGAGAUGGGUUUGUGACGGUGGAGGAGCUGAAGGCCUGGAUCAAGUUUGCCCAAAAGCGCUGGAUUUACGAGGAUGUGGAGCGCCAGUGGAAGGGGCACGACCUCAAUGAGGACGGGCUUGUGUCCUGGGAGGAGUAUAAAAAUGCCACCUAUGGAUAUAUCCUGGACGAUCCGGACCCUGACGAUGGCUUCAACUACAAACAGAUGAUGGUGCGGGACGAGCGGCGCUUCAAGAUGGCCGACAAGGACGGGGACCUGGCUGCCACCAAGGAGGAGUUCACGGCCUUCCUGCACCCCGAGGAGUAUGACUACAUGAAGGACAUCGUUGUGCAGGAAACCAUGGAGGACAUUGACAAGAACGGCGAUGGUUUCAUUGACCUGGAGGAGUACAUCGGUGACAUGUACAGCCAGGAUGGUGAUGCUGAUGAGCCUGAGUGGGUGAAGACGGAGCGGGAACAGUUCGUGGAGUUCCGGGACAAGAACCGGGAUGGGAAGAUGGACAAGGAGGAGACCAAGGAUUGGAUCCUGCCCUCGGACUACGACCACGCCGAGGCUGAGGCCCGGCACCUCGUCUACGAGUCCGACCAGGACAAGGACGGGAAGCUGACGCGGGAGGAGAUCGUGGACAAGUCAGACCUGUUCGUGGGCAGCCAGGCCACGGACUUCGGGGAGGCGCUGGUGCGGCACGACGAGUUCUAGGCUCGACCCGGCACCCGCUGUGGGCUCCGUCCCCGGCCGAGGCCGCUCCUCCGCGGAGACACCCCAUCCCGGCUCCCAGGGACGGGGCUCGGGAAAGCCACACUCCCCCGGCACCUGGGGCUCGUCUCGUUGUGGGUUUUCCCCGGAUUUUAAUGACUUUUGGGUUAUUUUUGUAUGUUUUGGUUUUACCACAUGUGGGAACAGCUCCCCUGGCGCGGGGGCAGCGACGGGGCUGCCCGGGGCUGCGGGGCCGGGGGCCUGGAGGGGAGUGGGAAAUUCACAGAGGGAUUGGGAUUGGAAUUGCAGUUGGAAUAAAAAUUAGAAUUGGAAUUGGAAUUAAAGUUGAAAUUGAAAUUAAAA